GUCUACUACGCAUGAAUCUUGAUAUAAAAAAAGAAAAUUCAAAAUUACAUAUGAGUAUUUCUUCUUCUUCUUCUUCUAUAUCUGAUAUGUGUAGCUCUACUCCACCUGAAGGUGAUUUUGAAAAUUUUAAUACUAUUUAUAUGGAUGAGGAAGAAGAUGAUUAUGACGGAAUAAGCAUUAAUAAUGGUGAAUUUGAAGAAGCCUAUAUUCAAUUAAAUAAUCAACGACAGCAAACCGUUUCUCAUACAACUAGUAAUAAUAAUAAUAAUAAUGAUUUAGUUAUACGCGAAGAAGUCGAGGAAGAUGAUAAUACUGACUUUCAUAGCUCUAAUAAUCACAGAGACCAACGGUCCACUCUUUCUUCAACAUCUCCUCCUAAAGAACAAAAGUCGUUUGAUGAUGAUAAUAAUAAUAAUACAUGUAAUCAUUCUUCUUCUUCUCCUGAUACUGCUUCCUCUUCAAGGUAUACUCCUAUACCUCCACACAACAAUGAAUCUGUUACUACUACUGAUCAACUUGGCUCUAAUAACAGAAUUAUGAAUAAACCAAGUCAUCCUCGUCGUCGUCAUCAUCCUUACAAAUCUCUUCUUUCUAUUAAAUUAAAAGUUUAUACAAGAAAAGGAGAAGAACAGCAACAAGUUGAACAUCAAGGAAGGAGAAAAAGAAAAAUUUUCAGUCAAUCUAUCAAUUUGAACCAAGAUGGAAGUGAUGUGAUUAUUAACGAUGCAGAUGAUAGUUUAAUGAAUAGGCAACUAAGAUAUAGCAUUAAGAGAAAGAAAGUAUCUAGUAAUAGUAUCAGUAGCAGCAGCAGCAGAAGCAGUAGUAGUAGUAGUAGUAGCAGUAGCAGUAGUAGCAGUAGCAAUAAUAGUAUGGAUAAAUUAAUGAAGCGGACAUUGUCACCUGUUAUGAUUGAAUAUUCGAGUUCGUUAAGAGUCAUCCUUACUGUAGCCUUGUUGGCUGCUACUAUUGCUUUUAUUGGCUUGGCUUUUUAUCUUACGGACUGUGCGUAUUCGCAUAAAAAGAAUAAUUAUGGUUUCCGUUUUUAACAUCCUUAUCCUUUUUCUUGUUCAUACCUUUUCUUUUCUCAUGUAUUUUGUUGAUAAAAUAAAUUUGCUUUAUUUUCAGAUAUA
Cokeromyces recurvatus is the source of this 1130-nucleotide messenger RNA. RefSeq lists its product as uncharacterized. The transcript is spliced from 3 exons. The record is from RefSeq and is a predicted model, not a curated record. Lineage: Eukaryota; Fungi; Mucoromycota; Mucoromycetes; Mucorales; Mucoraceae. The coding region runs from base 12 to 1046 and encodes 344 amino acids.